GUUCUUUGCCUUCUUUCUAGGGUUUUUGGAAUAGGAGGUUGCAGAGCAGAGAUGGCCAAGUUCAACGAGGUGCAGAAGCGGAGGAGGGCGCAGGCUGCGGAGAGGAAGAGGGCGGUGCACGGGGACGCGCUGACCGGGAAGCUCAAGAAUAAGCAGCAACCUCUCUCCGUCUCCGGCAAGCGCAAGCGCAAGAUCUUCAAGCAAUGGCGCAGGGAACAAAAGGAGGCGCUGCAGAAGGGGCUCGUCACCAUGCAAGACGUGGAGAUGGCCGUGGCCGAAGGCGAAACGGGCACUUCGGAGGAGACCAACAAGACUUCAACAAGGUUUCAUAUGAAGAAGAGCUUGAAGCUUAAGCAAGUAAAGGGCAGAGGCAAGGGAAAGAAGAAGCAGAGUAAGGCUAAACCAGCAACUGAAGCUCAGCUUGAUUCCAUGGUGGAGUAGCCCCCGCCAGGACGAUUCAGAAAGAAAACAACAAGGAGAGAACAAACAGAAAUGUAGAGUAGAUGGGAUGCAGAUGGAAGUGCACAUCUUUAUUUUUUAUUCAGCCUUGUGCAUUAACAAGCAAGCCUUGCUCUAUCUAGUUCGUAUGAAUACAUGCCGUUCUCUUUUUUUU
Messenger RNA from Syzygium oleosum, 613 nucleotides. RefSeq lists its product as uncharacterized. The transcript is spliced from 4 exons. The record is from RefSeq and is a predicted model, not a curated record. The coding region runs from base 52 to 441 and encodes 129 amino acids. Lineage: Eukaryota; Viridiplantae; Streptophyta; Magnoliopsida; Myrtales; Myrtaceae.